Molecule: messenger RNA, 4450 nt
Organism: Sardina pilchardus (European sardine)
Lineage: Eukaryota; Metazoa; Chordata; Actinopteri; Clupeiformes; Clupeidae
Gene: pidd1
Product: p53-induced death domain protein 1
Exons: 15
Coding region: 161-3322 (1053 amino acids)
Biological process (GO): signal transduction; apoptotic process; DNA damage response
Molecular function (GO): protein binding
Source: RefSeq, a predicted model, not a curated record
GGGGGGGGGGGGGGGUCUGGGAAAAAUCUCCGCGAUGAGGAGGAGAAAGGGACUGUGGAGAGGAGACAGAGGUCCCCAGACAAGAUUGUGACACCUCCCCAUCGUCACACCAUCCCACAUCUCCAUGCCGAGACGCGCACGCCUCUGAAGAUAGGGGAGGAUGGAGCGCGGAGGAAAGAUAGAAGAGCAGAAGAGUGAGGAGGAGGUGGAGGAGGAGGAGGAAGAUAAAGAGGAAGACCGGAGGUGUGGAGGAACGAACGGCAGAAGCGAAGGAACAAGGAGCCGGGAAGAGAGAAGAGACGGAAAAGAGGAUCAGGCCCCAGUAGAAGUCAUGACCAUCCAGUCCACCAACGGAGAGGACCUCCCGGUGACGGAUGGCCUGGGUGGAGGAGAAGAGGAGGUGGGGGUCCACACACACAUGUCAGGAGGGGCUUUGAGGAUGCAAGCGCGUCAUCUGGAGAAACCCAUGAAUCACCUGACUCUGGGAGAGAGAGAUGCUGCGGUUGCCACGGACGCGAGAAACGGGCACGUUACGCCAGAGGACGUGGACGGUGUUGGCACCCUGUCCCUCUCGUGUCCACCUUCAGACACCUGGGCGCCAUCCAUCUCUGAAACGCCUCUCUCCUCCUCCUCUUCCCCAAAUCUUAUCCCCACUUUCUCUCUCCCCUCCUCCUCAUCCUCUCUGUCCACCACUCCGUCGAUGUCCCCGGCCCCCUCCCUCUCCCCCUUGCUGCCCGAGGGCACGGAUGUGGGUGUUCUGCUGGCGGGGGGGCACCUGACACUGGACGUAUUUAAGGGGGGAGCAGCCGCACUGCCCAGCCUGUGGGACACUCAGCGGGAGCAGCUCAGGGAGGUGCAGUACCUGCGGCUGGGCUCCGAGGACCAGGGGGCGCUAGAGAGCGCAGUGGCUGUGCUUCCUAAUCUCACAGGACUACGCUCUCUGGCCAUCAGAGGUCAUCGUUUCUAUGACGCCCAGGGGGUGCCCAUCCCAGGCCUCCUCUCGACCCUCCCCUCGCCCGUCUCCUCCCUCUCUCUCCUCGUCCACCUGGACCUGUCCUUCAACCGGCUCCCGUCCCUGCCGCUGUGUGUGCUGUCUCUGCCGGUGCUAGCGGAGCUGAUGCUAAGCUACAACCGGAUCUCCAGCCUGCCGGGGGAGCUUGGGGCGCUGGCGUCCCUGCGAAGGCUGCUCCUGCUGGGCAACCGGCUCCAGGCGCUGCCCCCCACGCUGGGCAGGCUCCAGGGGCUGCGCACGCUGGACGUGUCGGCCAAUCAGCUGCAGGCGCUGCCCGAUGAGCUGGGUCACAUGAGCGGCCUGACGACGCUGGAGCUGUCGCAGAACCGGCUCACGGAGCUGCCUACGACCCUGGGUUCUCUGUCGUCUCUCCGGGAGCUGGUUCUCCAUAGCAACAAUCUGCGGAGUAUUCCGGAAUGUGUGCGUGCCCUCCCUCACCUCUCACUCGACCUGCGGAACAACCCCAUUGGCCGACCCCCCACGCCCCCACCUCUCCCCCCCAACCCUCCAGCUCAAGAAGACACCGCAAUACCAGAGCUGCACUUAGGAAUAAACCAGCACAGAUUCACUGUGACCACAGAUGGAUGUCACGUUUUCAUCCCUGGAGGGGCGGAGCUCCUGUUUCCACGGCAAUGUGUGGCAUCUGUCACUAGGCUGAAGUGGGUGGAGCAUAAACUGGACAGGAAGUGGGUGUGGCUAGAAGAGCAUGACCUCCUAAUGAGUCGCCCACUGGAGCUCCUCCCUCAUGGUGUCUCUUUUGAGAAGCCGGUGGAGGUGUGUGUUCCGUAUCGGCGGGUGCGCCAGAGAGAGGUGGUGGUCCGCAGGUUUGACGGGCAGCAGUGGAGCACACUCCCCACUCUCACCAGGAGGGGGAGCCAGAGACACAGCAGUCAGCCCAGGGGACGGCCAGCACGGUUGGCCUGCUGUAAUGUGAAGGAGUUCUCUUGGUUCGUUGCCGUGGCGAGGCUAGUGAGUGACAGUUGCUCUGUUUCACCAGAGGGGGCACUGCUGGUGUCGCGUGCUGAUCCGGGCAUCAAGCUCAGGUUUCCUCCAGAGGCUACCACACUGACACGCACCGUCACCCUGCAGGUGCUGCAGGUGGUGUUGUCUGAGGUGAGGGAGCUGAGUGGAGACCCUGAUGCUCGGGCCUCCCCCCUCCUGCGUCUCUCCCAGACUCCCAGCAUGCCUUUCCUCCAGCCAAUCAGGGUGCAGAUCCCCCUCCCACCCGGCCUCACUGGUCACAUGGUGGACAUGUCAAAGCUGCACCUGUUGCACAGAGACUCAGCUUCACACUCCUGGAGUGACAUCACAACACAGGUGUCCUUACAGAUCACUCACCUGUAUGCCAUCUUCACCAUCACACACUUCUCCUGGUACUGGCUGUGGUACUCUACCCAGAAGUGCAUCAGUGGAGUGGUGCGUAAAGUGUAUCACAAGUUGAAGCAGUUCCGUGUGCAGUUUCUGGCUCAGCAGAAGAAGAGUGAUCCUCUUCAGGUGCUGCUACAGUGCCUUCCAGCCUGCAAGGUGGAGAGCAGACUGGAGUCUCUGUGUGAGGUGUAUGAUGGUCCCCAACCCUCUGAUGUGUGUGACCUGCUGGAAGGGGAGCAGUUUUUCGCAGGUUUUGAGAGAGGCAUCGACGUCAACGCAGACCGUCCGGACUGCGUGGAGGGUCGCCUGGCCUUCGUGUUCUACUCCCACCUGAAGAACCUGAAGGAGGUGUUCAUCUGCCCCAGCACGGGGCAAGAGGGGCCCAUCAGGGGGCAGGUGUCGUUCUAUAGAGGCGAAGUGCCCAGUGAUCUGCCUGUGGAGGCGCUGAAGAAGAGGAAAGGCCACGACAGCCAGUGGAUGGCCACACUGCCCAUUAGGCUUCCGGCCCCAGGUUUCGAGGGCAGCAGCGGCAGUGUGUUUGCAGAGCGGGAGUACCCGCCGCUGAACCUGGGUGACCCGGAGAGCGGCUACCUGACGGAGACCAACCUCCUGGGCAUCUCGCUGCGCAUUGGGCAAGACUGGCGCAACAUUGGCAUGAACCUGGGCAUCAGCUACCAUGAGCUGGACCGCAUGCAGUACAAACACAGGCAUGACCUUGGCUCCCUGGUUCUGGAGAUGCUCUUCCACUGGGCUCGAGCCCAGCAGGAAAAGGGGGCGGUGCCUCGACUGAUUGACGCCAUGCUGGACAGCGGGAGGCGGGACCUGGCGGAGGAAGUGGAGGAGAUUGUGAGCGUGGGUAAGAAGAACUACCAGGUCUAUCUGAAGAAGGCGGGGCUUCAAGAGGAAGUGCCUAGCGCUGGCGAAACACAGCCCUCUACAUGACGCAGGAAGAGGAGGAGGAGGAGGAGGAGGAGUGGACUCUCCUGUCAUCUCUCUUCUGUCUGGCAUCCUCUCCUCUCUUCCCCCUCUCCUUUCUCCCCCCCCUUCUUUCUCAUCCACCCCUCUUCUCCUCUCCUCUCUCCUCCACACCUCUUCCCCCUGUUUUCUCUUCUUGUCAUCUCUCUUCUCUCUCUGGCAUCCUCUCCUCUCUUCUCCCUCUCUUCUCUUCCCCCUCUCCUCUCCUCUUCUCUCUUCGUCCUGCCUCUGGCUUGCUCUUUUCCUCUCCUCUCCUCUCCUCUCCAUUACACUCUUUCCCCCUCUCUCCUCCACAGUCUUUCCCCCUCUGUCCUCUCCUCCACUCCUCUCUCUCCCCUCCCUCUGGCUUGCUCUUUUCCUCUCCUCUCCUCUCCUCUCCUCUCUCUCCUCUCUCCCCCCCUCCUCUGGCUUGCUCUUUUCCUCUCCUCUCCUCUCCUCUGCUCUCGUCUCCUCUCCUCUCCUCUCCUCUCUCUCCUCCACUCCUCUCUCCCCCCUUCCUCUGGCUUGCUCUUUUCCUCUCCUCUCCUCUCCUCUCCUCUCCUCUCCUCUCCUCUCCUCUCCUCUCCUCUCCUCUGCUCUCGUCUCCUGCCUGUGAGUGGACAGAUGGCAGCUCAUUGCCCACGUGCCUGGUGCCCUGGUCCAGACUGGUAUCUGAUGUCAGAUUAAAGUGCCCACUAGCUCCAGGCCAGAGCCUCAUCGCCAGGAUAACACUUCCUGAUUCCUCACCUCCAGGGCUGCUUCAAAAGGGCCUGCUAGACGCUGUGAAUGUGUGUGUGAGUGUGUGAGAACCUGAGUGCACGUGAGUCUGCACACACAGAAGAAUGUGAAUAGAUGUUAAACUGCACACAAAUGUUGUGUAUGUUUGUCUCAACAUGAACUGAUGAACGUGUCGACCUUGUCAAUGUUUUUUUUUUUUUACAACAUUACUAUUACUAGUACAACUAUUGUUACAAACAAUGAAGUAUAAAACCACAUAGAUUGGUUGGAACUCUUAAUAUUUAUUCAUAUUUCAAUGUGUCAAUGUCCCUCGUGUAUUUUCUGUGUGUGACACAGACCAGUCAUUUCUGUGAAUUAAAACUGGAUUUCCGAAUUGAA